AUGGCACGCACCAAGUCCAAGUCCAAGACCAAGACGGCGCCGACCGAGCGCGCGGGGCCCUUCACGCCGCAAGAGGUGCUCUACGUCGAGCAAGUGGCCGAAGAUUUUCGACGUGGGCUCAUCGACGACGUGCCCCAUGGCACGCAUCUGCGCCAGUACCUUAGCAUGCUCUUGCGCUGCCAGCCCAUGCGCCUCAGCAAGCGCUUCAUCAUGUCGUCCAACACGCUCGGUCUUUGCAUCUACAACGACGCCUGGUACGACGGCACGACUGACAAGGCGGUCGCCGCCGCGCGCCGCGAGGCGCUGCGCAUCGAUUUCGAGCAGUCCGUGCUCGCCUCCGCGCCGUACGUACCCACCAAGAAGGCCAAGCCUUCCAAGGCGCCCGAGCGGACGCUGCCGGCGCGGCAGAAGAAGCGCAAGGCCAUCGUCGUCUCGUACCCCGAGAACGAGUUCGACCUCGGCGACCACAUUGGCCGCAUGAGCAUCCACCGGCUACUCGCGUCGACGACCAAGAAGAAGCGCCGCGUCUCGACUCAAGAAGCCAUGCACCUGAUGUCGUUCGCCCGCCGUCUGCGCGACAAGGUGGCGGCCGAGCCACCGGUCGUCGUCUUUGAGCCGCCAACGACACAGCGCCGCACGCGGUCGCGGGCAAAGGUCGAAGUGGAAAAGACCAAGCGCAAGCGAUCGCACACCAAGCGCCGCACCUCGCGACCGUGGGACUCGUCGUCGGCGUCGUCGGCGGACGAGGCGGAGACAGCAGUCGCACGCCCGUGGGAAGCACCCUACCGGGACCUCAAGGCGCUCGAGUUCUCGUUUCGAAAGCGCACGCGCUCCGCCGUAUCGUACAACGAGGCUGGCGACGAUGACGACGACGGCGACGAGCCAGUUGCACCCCAGGCGCCAGCGAUGCAAAUGGCGGCGAUCUAUCGGCUGCACAAGGCACUGGCGCCAACGUGGUCGAACGCGUCGCAUACCGACGACGAGCUCAUGGAAGACGGCGAGUCGCCUCUCGUCGCCGCCGCCGACGGUGUAAUGGCGACACCGGUCGGCGCACCCACCACCAUCACCAACGACGACGACGAGGUUGUGGCCAACACCGACGACGACGCCGUCGACGACGAGUCGCAAGAGGGGCUGACGGACGAUGACGAGCCGGCGUUUGCGGCAUUUGCACCAAGCGCAUCGGAUGCAUACUUGGCACUCGAGACGGUCGACUUGGAUUCGUUCGAAGCGAUGGACUUUGAGCACAAUUUGUUUGAAAAAGUCACCAAAAUCGACGUCGACAUCUCGACCACCAUGGACGCGUUCGAGAUGGACAUCCUCACCGACUUGAGCUCCGACUUGGUCGAGCUCGAGGCGCCGAGCGUCGUCGCAUGGACCCUAUAG
This is a messenger RNA of Saprolegnia parasitica CBS 223.65, 1386 nucleotides long. RefSeq lists its product as hypothetical. Bases 1 to 1386 code for a protein of 461 amino acids. The transcript is spliced from 2 exons. Lineage: Eukaryota; Oomycota; Saprolegniomycetes; Saprolegniales; Saprolegniaceae. The record is from RefSeq and is a predicted model, not a curated record.